AACUUUGAAGAGACAGCUACCUAUCCCAAGUUGAAAUGAUAGUCGAGUUCGAAAUAAGAGCCACCAAGGACCAAAAUCACUCUUGGAAAUCAUCUACAAUCGCCAGAAAGUUUUUCGAGAUCAUAUUUCCCUGCAUUUUUCGUUCCACGAGAUGUCGCCGGGUUCGUUCCAACCGAGAGGAUGGCCGACCUGACGGAGACUCUCGCAGUCGACGAUAGGCGAACGCUUGGAGCACACUGUGUGGUCGCUCACGAACGUAUUCGUCGUCCUCGACUGAUGGAUGACCCGCGAAGACGGACAUAUAUUAUGGCGCUACGAUGUCACGACGCAACACUCGUCACCGUUGUGCAUACUCGAGGGGCCGAUUACGUAAAAUCGUCGAUAAGAUGCUCCGACUCGUGCCAGCGAAUCGAGACCCCCUCCAAACGAGCGGACACACAUAGCUGACUUCAGUUCCACGGCGGUUGCGAGAAACCACGUGCCAAGGCACGCAGCGCGUGUGUCGCAUGUACUGUUGGAGCAGACGCGAACCACGUGCGCGGCCGAGACGCUGGCUGUACCAGUCAUCUCGGAUAUUUUCGGUAUUAAUUACUGAUCACGACGGAAGCCGACGGUAUAAUUUACUGGAACUCAGUGAUAAGAAUUGUGCAGCAUUUCGGACCGGCCGAUAACACAAUUAUUUUAAUCUAAAUAAGUCGACCAGCUUCGCUCGGAGUUUCAAUGUUAGUUUGAAUCAGAUGUGCAACCACGAAUUUGUUUUGUAUUUGAGAACGGAGUUGCAAUUCCGAUGGUGCUGAUGUUUCCGUUAAUAGAGAAAAAGUUAUUUACUUUAAAUAAAAAAAUAAACUCGCAAAUAUAAAUUGGAGCGAUCGUGUAUACAAGUACCAUUCUCUGCGAUAUCUCGCAGUAACGAUACCACAAAGUUAGACAUUCAUUUUUCAACAUCCAAGUUGCAACAUCUAAUUAUCGUAGUGCUCCUUAAUGUGCUAAAAUUUCAUGGUGGAUAAUGCGCGUAAUUAGAUCUUAAUGUUGAUACAAACAGAUAAAGUAUCAGUUCGUUACGAACUAGCUCAGCAAGUUUCAUGCAGAAGCACGUACGUUGCUGGCAAUGCAAAGAUGCUGAAUACAUAAGAUACUUGAAAACAAAAACUGAAAAAGUUCUUUUGCAUUGAGGAUCUAAGUAAAUUAAAAAGAAAAAGAAUGGAGAAAGCAGUAGCGACUAAUAGCGAUACUAAAACUGGCGAGCAAAUGCCACAGAUGGAAUCUUCUCAUGAAAGACACAGAGUGUUGAGAAAAUACUUCCGAUGGUUGAAACAUAUAUCAGUAGAGCCAACUAUGUGGCUCUUCAUGAUGGCAUUUAUGUUUACGUCAGUCAUCGAGCAAGAUUUUUUUAGGUACAAAGCAUGUCGGGUGGACCACGGAUACUCUAAAGAAACCUGUCUAAAGUUGAAUGACGAUAAUAAUAAAGACAUAAAGACUAAAGUACAGAUGACUGUCUCGGAAUUCCAUCAAUGGAACGACAUUGCCGGGCACGUCAUGCCUAUUAUCUUGGCGAUGUUCUACGGCAACUGGAGCGAUCGGCGCGGGCGUAAAUUACCGCUCGUCUUCGGUCUGACGGGCAAAUUGGUUUACUCCUUCAUGAUCGUGAUCAAUUCUAUGAUGGACACUUGGAAUCUAAACAUGGUAGUGUACACGGCGACCCUGCCGAUGAGCAUCCUGGGCGGCGACGUUGCGAUCUUUGCCAGUUGCUUUGCGUACUUGUCGGACGUAAGCUCCGUGCAACAGAGAACCUUGAGAAUCACAAUCCUGGAUGUCGUUUACCUCAGCACCAUGCCUUCGGGUGUUGCACUUGGUUCUUAUGUAUUUACUCAUCUGGUCGACAUGUCCUACACGAUUAUGUUCGCUGUAAACGUGACUUUGCUCUUGCUGGCGAUUAUAUAUUCGCUCGUGUGGCUCAAAUGGCAAACGUCACCGCGGCAACAACCGCUUUCGGGCGGCAAUUGGCUGCUGGACUUCUUUGAUAUGAGACACGUCGCCACGACAAUGCGGACGUUGGUGAAGUCGAGACGCAAUCACGGCAAAUUGCACCUGUGGUUACUGCUGCUCGCGAUGUGUCUGUAUACAUUCCAGAGAGAUGAAAAGCCCAAGAGCCAGAUGUACACUUCACUAAUAUUUAACUGGAACGUGACGGACUUUAGCAACUUUAAAACGUUUCAAUCAACUCUCUUCGUAUUAGCAAUGCUCAUUGGAGUACCUAUCAUGAGUAAAUUAAUAAGAAUGAGAGACAUUUUCAUCGUUGCGGUUGGAGCAAUAGCGCACGCAGCCGGAAGAAUAGUAUUUGUUUUAGCGGAUCGGUCGGAAUUAUUUUAUGUGGGUGCUACUGUUGCUGCGUUAGGUCCCGUAGUAGCUCCAGUACUCAGAUCUAUGACCUCGAAGCUUGUGCCUGUAGAGGAGCGAGGAAAGGUAUUCGCGAUGCUCUCUGUAUGCGAUAACGCGGUCCCAUUAUUUAGCGGCACUUUGUAUUCCCAACUUUACAAUGCCACGAUUAAGACAGCACCGAGCUCGUUUUAUUGGUUGACAUUCGCAACGCAGAUUGCCGUGCUCCUACUAAUUCUAUUGAUCAACUUUACAUCGUGGUCCAAGCACGCAACCGAGCAAGAGGAUUACAUCGAUGAUGAGGCUGUGGCUCCAUCUCUUCCAAGUAAUACUGAAACUAGCUCAACGAGUAACGUAACAACCUAAUCUUACAAAAACAUGUGAUAAGAUUGUAAUUGCCUUAUAUACGUAACGAAACAAAGGUCACAUUUCGUUAGGCACUGACAUUUCAUCUUAUCAAUAUAAAUGCAUAAUACAUUUACAACUUUAAGUUCACGAAAUUUCCACUUGGAAUGAGCUCAAAUUUAUCUCGCUUUUAAGUACUGAUUAAGAUUGAUAUCUCAGAAAAAAUGAUAUAACAUUAUAAUUUUGUUAAUUUAGCGAUAAAAUAGUUUUUAGAAUAGCUUGUUUAUAGGUAUGUAUGGGUAAGAAGACUGUAGAAAUAUAUUUUCCCGACAUAUUUUAGGUAUUUGUUGUAUUGCGUUUUCAGUAACACAUCAAAUGUGAAAUGCAAUUCGAGAAAUAAGGUAAUAGUUAUAAUAAAUACGCGCAGAAUAAAAAUAUUUACAUUAUUGUUAAAAUGUUAAUAUACAUUUUUUAUAUAUACUGUUGUAAUAAAAAUAAUUCUAAAAAUUUGAUUACAAACAGUAAAAUUGAAAAAUCAAAUGGAUUUAGAAGUAAGACUAACAGUCAAAUUGCAAUAAAUGCAUUUGUAGUAUAUUUACAUAUCUUACCCCAAGCAGCAAACCAUGUUUUUAAAUAUUUAAAAAAUGUUAUAAUGAAGAAUAAAUAUUUUAAAAAAUAGUGUUUGCUAAUUGGGACACUGUAGCAUAAAAAAUGCGCAUCUGUUUUCUGUACCAAAAAUUUAGAUUCAAAUCAGCCCAGAAUAUAUUUGAUUUUAGAUUUUUAAUUGAUCACCACCUUUCGAAAGGCCAUGACAAACUGCUGAGAGUAUCUUUGCCAAGAUUUACAAUGAAGCAUAUAUAAGCAGGCAACAAAUGAAACUCACGAUCUUUAGUCAUGAAUGACUUGCGAGAAAAAGAUCGUUACACAGUAGUAUAUAUAUAGAUCUUAUUUAAAUUCCUAAGAUUAUAUUUUUAUAUUGCAUUAUUAUUUUGUGUGAAUAUAAUACUAUUGUAUAUAUUCAUAUUUGUAUCGUAUACUUUAAUUAUUCGAAACUGCUCUUGUGAAAAAUUUUAUUUUUAUUACUACAGUUAUUGAGUGACUGAUAGAUUAUAUAUUUAUUUCUUAUCAAUCACUUAGUCAUCGAAAUUGAGAAAAAAUAAAUUAUACGGAGAAUUAAUUUGUUGA
Solenopsis invicta (red fire ant) is the source of this 3906-nucleotide messenger RNA. RefSeq names its product proton-coupled folate transporter. Gene Ontology annotation, biological process: transmembrane transport. Gene Ontology annotation, cellular component: membrane. Bases 1201 to 2742 code for a protein of 513 amino acids. Lineage: Eukaryota; Metazoa; Arthropoda; Insecta; Hymenoptera; Formicidae. The record is from RefSeq and is a predicted model, not a curated record. Gene Ontology annotation, molecular function: transmembrane transporter activity. The transcript has 10 exons.